AUGUCGGUGCUCGUUGAGCAUGCAGCUGACUCUCCGUGGCGGUCGAUGGAGCACAUGGUGCGCGUGAUUCUCUCUGGCAGGGGGCAGUCCGAAGCCGCCUUGCUCUACGGGGCGCCAGGAGCCAACACAAUUGCACAAGGCUUCCCAGGGCCUUUUCAGGAGGUCGACGACAACCGGCAUCAGCGAGGCUCACGAUCUCGGGAUAGCAGUGUCAGGAAAUCUGCUUCGCCAAAUCUGCCCGGACGGCAGUCUAUUCGAGACGUCUCGACAUCCCGAGGUGGCCCUUUUGCAUCAAGCAGGCCUCAAACGCCGUCACGUGAGACGUGCUUGGGAGGAGGCGGUGAUGAAGUCGGUAGAAUGAGCUCCACAGGCACACCUCGACGAGCCAGGAGAUUUCCUGACGAGCGCAUCAAGAACUUGAACUACAAUGGAGACCUUCGUGAACGUUUGAACCAGGGCGGAUCCAGAUUCGUGGCAAGCCGACCCACUACGCCUCGAGAUGAAUACCUGAGAGGAGGCGACUCUGAUGUCGGUGUAGGCUACAAGGCCACACCUCGCUCAGUGUCGCCAUCCCGAGACGGUAGCACCAAGCACAUUCAUUUACAUGGCCAUUUUCGUGACAGUUUGAAUGAAGGCGGGACCUUCGUGUCAAGCAGGCCUCAGACGCCAUCACGAGAGGCAUAUCUUGGAGGAGCGGCAGAUGUCCAGGGUACACCUCGCCUUCGGGGGCAUCGUGGCGGCACCUUUGCGGGAGCGCCUGUGCAAAGAGCCCAACUGCCCGGGCAGCUGCCAAGCGAUGACAAGAGCGUCGAGCUGAUGCGAGAUUUGCUGUACACCUUCAGGUCUUUCAGAUCGGGUGAUCAAAGCUCAAGAAGCUCUCAACCGUCUUCGUCACCUAGGCGCCAACCUAGCCGAGACGAGGCCCCAAAGCACCCUGAUGUCUACGGCCCUUUUCGUUCAAGCUUGAACGAAGGCAGCACCUUCGUGUCAAGCAGAUCCCAAACGCCGUCACGGGAGGCAUAUUUGGGUGGAGGCGAUGUUCCAGGCACGAUAGACUUCAAGGAUAUACUUCGCCCUGACAUCCAUCGUGGCGGCACAUUCGUGGGAUCGAGUGGGCAAAGGGCCGAGCUGCAAGGAUAUUUGUCCGCCAGCGAGACUGAAGAAAAGCCGUUGUUCGACACACUUCGUGAAAGUAUGAGGCAGGGACCUACCGUCUGGUCUAGCAGCCGAUCGACGAAGCCGGACUACGCGUUUCUGCAGGCCAGCGAGGAUGCGGUCCAUGACUGGAAAGACGUGCUCCGCCCGGAGUUGCGCAGAGGUGGGACCUUUGUCUCUGCAAGGCACGGCAGAGAGAAAUCCAGCGACUUUCUGGAGGAGUCUGGGGAAGGGCCGCUGCACUUUGAAGACACUCUGCGCCAAAACCUCCGGCAAGGAGGUACUUUUGUCUCCUCUAGAUCUGACGUGAUUCCCUUCGACCAUUCGCGACCUUUCUUCAGAAGUCCAUUGUCAGCUAGAUACUUACCACGGCGAGAGUGGAACA
Symbiodinium sp. CCMP2456 is the source of this 1540-nucleotide messenger RNA. NCBI's taxonomy places the organism in Eukaryota, Dinophyceae, Suessiales, Symbiodiniaceae. The record is from the annotation of a GenBank genome assembly.